Messenger RNA from Melanaphis sacchari, 1598 nucleotides. RefSeq lists its product as uncharacterized. The coding region runs from base 371 to 1570 and encodes 399 amino acids. The transcript is spliced from 5 exons. The record is from RefSeq and is a predicted model, not a curated record. NCBI's taxonomy places the organism in Eukaryota, Metazoa, Arthropoda, Insecta, Hemiptera, Aphididae.
AUUUCUUUUAUAAUAUUAUAAAAUAUUAUAUUUUAUUCUCGUUUAUGAACCUAUGGUGUCGUGCUUUUAGCUUUACUACUUCUACUGUGUUAGCGACUAGCGUUAUGAUGGCCAAUCAAUUACUAAACAACCAAGCGGACUAUGUUAUGGAAACUCUAAAAAAUAUUAUCGUGAUGUGAUUUACAAUUUGUAAUUUAACAUUAAUCAUCGUACCAAUAUUUAAAUAUUCAAUAACGGUUUUGAAUUUUUGAAAUCGCCUGAAUCGAUUUCUUAUCAAGCCUUUUUCGCUUUCACAGUUGUAUCUAAAAUCUAUAUUUCGUUAUUAAUCCGGAUUUUCAUAUUGAAUUGAAGUAUUAUUCAUAAGAUCAAGAUGCCAAAAAUUAAAUGUGUAAAUGAUGAAAACAAAUGCCCAAAUAAAAUGACUAUAAAUAAAAAAUGUAAAUCAGUUUUCCAAUUUGAUAUGAAAAAAAUUCUAAAAAAAAGACAAGCUGAGGAUGACUUUUGGAAAAAACAUGCCGAUCUUGAUAAAGAGAUGAAAGUUGUAGAUGAUUUGUUUCAAAAAGAAGUAAACAAUACUAUUAAACAUAUUGAUAAAUAUACUCCUACAUUACCCAAUGUUGGUUAUAUUAUAUUUGACCCCUCUAAGUAUAAUUUAAACUUUAAUGAUAAGUUUGAUAUAACAAGAUCACAUUCACAACAACUACUUCUUAUGUCAAUUGAGAAAAAUGAACUUGAAGCCAACAUUAUUUUUAAUAAUCUAAUGAAGUCUAAUUGGUCGCCAGUAUUUAAAGAUAUUCAACAUAUUUUAUCAAAUUGGGGAGCUGAUUUGGAUUCAUUAACUAAUAGUUCACCAUUAAAGUGUCAAAUAAAAGAUUGCACAAAAAUUGAAAAGCACAAUUUUGAAUUAACAAUAAAUUUUGUAUCUUAUAAUAUACUGAAAAAUAAUAAGGAAUUUAGUGAUGAUGAAUUACUAACAUUGGCGCAGUAUAUUGCUAAAAUAUCCUUUGAUAACCAUUGUGGACAAAUGAUAAAUGUUUUAAAAGAAUUAUUUACUGCUUGUAUCGAAACUGCAUUUCAAGAAAAUGAUGAUACUUCUAUUAUAACAUUUGCUCAAGAAUUGUAUUCACAAUAUAAAAAUACACUAUUUAAAAUGGUUGUUGAUUUAUUCCUACCUUUAAAAGGAAACACAAUGAAAACAAUAUAUACUUAUUUAACAUUCAAACUAUACAAAUCACUUUUAGACAAAACCAACAAUUUAAGUGCAUUUCCAUCUAAUAUUAAAGAGUGGUUUGUUCAAGAUUUGGUGAAUAAAGAUUUUUUUAAUAGAAAACCAAAAAAACUAUUAUAUUGUCUUAUUCAUCUGUUGGAACAUAUUGUGAUUGUUUUUGAUUUAUAUACUGACGAAAAAAAACUUAGUGAUAUGUAUGACUUUUUCAAUUAUGUGAUUAAACCAAAUGGAUUAUCAGAUUCUCUAAAACUUGUUAAUAUAUUGGAUCAAUGGAGGUUGCAAUUAUUCCGUUUACAUGUAGGCCACCCAGUGACGACUCGUCAGGGGAGGCAAGUGACCUAACAAGUGGCCUCACCUAACUAUUGUAAAA